GAGCCCCCAGCUUGCGAUGUGAAAUCUCGCGAAGUCGCGAUACUCGCGCGAGACUUUUUUUUACCGAGAACUGAGAGCAAGAUCAGGCACAGGAAGCGAGGUGGUGCAACAUACGAGACCCGAAAAGUUUUUAAUUAUGGUGCUGCUGCAUGUUCUGUUCGAGCAUGCUGCAGGCUACGCGCUCCUCGCCGUCAAGGAGGUGGAGGAGAUCGGCAUGCUGCUGCCACAGGUGGAGGAGAGCAUCCUGAACAUUGGGAAGUUCCACACGGUGGUGAAGCUCGCUGCCUUUUUCCCUUUCAAGUCAGCGCAGACUGCACUGGAGAACAUCAAUGCCAUCUCUGAGGGAGUUGUGCACGCAGACCUGAAGCUCUUCCUGGAGACCAACCUGCCCCCUGCUGGGAAGAAGAAGAAGACGCUGCUGGGGGUGGGUGACGCGAAGAUCGGGGCGGCGCUGCAGGAGGAGCUUGGGUUCUCCUGUCAGACCGGGGGCGUGGUCGCUGAACUACUCAGAGGCGUGCGUCUGCACUUCCACAAUCUUGUGAAGGGGCUGACGGCCCAGGCAGCCUCCAAGGCCCAGCUGGGCCUGGGCCACAGUUACUCCAGGGCAAAGGUCAAGUUCAACGUCAACCGGGCCGACAACAUGAUCAUCCAGUCCAUCGCUCUACUGGACCAGCUGGACAAGGACAUCAACACCUUCUCCAUGAGAGUGCGUGAGUGGUAUGGGUACCACUUCCCGGAGCUGGUGAAGAUCGUGAGCGAUAACUCCAUGUACUGCCGCCUGGCGCGGCUCAUCGGGAACAGGAAGGAGCUGUCGGAGGAGAGCCUGGAGGCGCUGGAGGCGGUGGUGAUGGACAGCGCCAAGGCCCAGUCCAUCCUGGAAGCCUCCCGCAGCUCCAUGGGUAUGGACAUCUCCCCCAUCGACCUGAUAAACAUCGAGAGCUUCUCCAGCCGGGUCAUCUCGCUGAACGAGUACCGGCGGGAGCUGCAGGAGUACCUGCGCUCCAAGAUGGGCCAGGUGGCCCCCAACCUGGCUGCCCUCAUAGGGGAAGUGGUCGGGGCACGCCUCAUCUCUCACGCCGGCAGCCUAACCAACCUGGCCAAGUACCCGGCCUCCACCGUGCAGAUCCUGGGCGCGGAGAAGGCCCUGUUCAGGGCUCUGAAGACUCGGGGAAACACGCCCAAAUACGGGCUGAUCUUCCACUCCACCUUCAUCGGCCGCGCAGCCGCCAAGAACAAAGGCCGGAUCUCCCGCUACCUGGCCAACAAGUGCUCCAUCGCCUCGCGCAUCGACUGCUUCUCAGAGGUCCCCACCAGUGUUUUUGGGGACAAGCUGCGGGACCAGGUGGAGGAGCGCCUGUCCUUUUAUGAGACGGGCCAGGCACCGCGCAAGAACCUGGAUGUCAUGAAGGAGGCGGUGGGCCAGGCGGCAGAAGUGGCAGCGGAGAUCAAGCGAAAGCUGGAGAAGAAAGAGAAGAAGAAGAAGAAAAAGGAGAGGAAGAGGCUGGAGGCCCUGUCCACGGCCGAGGGAGAGGAGGAGAGCGAGGCGAAGCAGGCGGAGCUGAACGGAGAGGAGAACGAGGACACAGAACCUCCCGCGAAGAAGAAGAAGAAGAAGAAGCAGGAGGCUGAGGAGGAGGCAGAGAGCAUAGACCAGGUGAGCAGCGCGACAAACGCGGACUCUAGGGGGCGCUCUCGAGAGCCGGGUCCAGUCCAUCGCCGGACCUCAGGAUGGAGAUGAGGGUGGCAGCUCUGU
Anguilla rostrata (American eel) is the source of this 1753-nucleotide messenger RNA. RefSeq names its product nucleolar protein 56-like. Gene Ontology annotation, molecular function: snoRNA binding. Bases 137 to 1738 code for a protein of 533 amino acids. Gene Ontology annotation, cellular component: box C/D methylation guide snoRNP complex; small-subunit processome. The record is from RefSeq and is a predicted model, not a curated record. The transcript has 12 exons. NCBI's taxonomy places the organism in Eukaryota, Metazoa, Chordata, Actinopteri, Anguilliformes, Anguillidae.